Toxorhynchites rutilus septentrionalis is the source of this 810-nucleotide messenger RNA. RefSeq names its product chymotrypsin-2-like. The record is from RefSeq and is a predicted model, not a curated record. Gene Ontology annotation, biological process: proteolysis. The transcript is spliced from 2 exons. NCBI's taxonomy places the organism in Eukaryota, Metazoa, Arthropoda, Insecta, Diptera, Culicidae. The coding region runs from base 1 to 771 and encodes 256 amino acids. Gene Ontology annotation, molecular function: serine-type endopeptidase activity.
AUGUUUCGAAUCUGGUUGCUAGUUGUGCAUACGAGCGCAGUCAAUGUAUUCGGCAUUACCCUUCCAGGCGAUUUUCUACAAGGAAACGGACGUAUUGUUGGUGGGAACAAUGCUGUCUCGAGACAGUUCCCAUUCAUGGCCUCCCUGCAUACCGCUGUGAACGAUCAUAUCUGUGGGGCCUCAAUUCUAAGCGAGCGUUGGCUUGUGACAGCUGGUCAUUGUACAGUUGGAAGACUACCCGAAGGUGUUCGAGCUGUCGUUGGAUCACAUUUGUUCAACGCAGGAGACCAUCAUCGGGUGGCUCGUAUAGUGAACCACCCUUCGUUCGACCCAAUAACCUCUCGGGGUGAUGUUGCGUUGGUACAAACUUCAUCGAUGAUGAUAUUCAUUCCCGUCGUUCAGCCAAUCGCUCUGGCAGACGAGAUCGUAGAAGCGGCAGUUGGUGCCAUAAUAGUUGGUUGGGGAAGGUUGAGCGCCACUGGUGGAUUUUCGAACACUUUGCAAUGGAAAAAUGCUGAAAUUAUCUCGCUUGGUGAGUGCCGUGGGCGGUUUUCAGAUUAUUUUGCUUCGCUAGUUUCCACCGAAAACAUUUGUACGACGAGUGCCCCGGGUGGAGGUGUUUGCUACGGUGAUGCUGGUGGUCCUCUAGUUUUAAAUGAUCAACUGCAAGGUAUUGUUUCUUGGUGGAUCGGAUGUGGCACCAGUACGCCUGUGGUUUACACCCGUGUAUCGUCCUAUCGCGAAUGGAUUUUGGAUACGAUCAGAUCGUAAAGUUUUAUGGAACAUGACAUGAUGAAAAUAAAAUAUUUG